Molecule: messenger RNA, 3219 nt
Organism: Girardinichthys multiradiatus
Lineage: Eukaryota; Metazoa; Chordata; Actinopteri; Cyprinodontiformes; Goodeidae
Gene: ptprnb
Product: protein tyrosine phosphatase receptor type Nb
Exons: 23
Coding region: 127-2895 (922 amino acids)
Biological process (GO): protein dephosphorylation
Cellular component (GO): secretory granule
Molecular function (GO): protein tyrosine phosphatase activity
Source: RefSeq, a predicted model, not a curated record
CUUCCCCUCCUCUCCAUCCUCCUCCAGCAGCAGCUGCCUCUCCUCAGACAUGGAGAGCUGCUAGAAGCGCUGCAGCUUCGGUCCUCCUCUCCUCUCCUCUCUGCCCCGCUGGGUGCUGGAUCUACCAUGGGGUCUCCGGGGCUCUGGGCGGCCCUGUGCCUCCUCCUCACCGCCUCCUGCCGCCUGUGCACGGCCGCCCGACACGGUUGUUUGUUUGAAAAGAAGCUGUGUCCCAGAGAUCAUCGCUGCAGUGAAGAUGGUUUGUUUGGACAGUGCCAGGCUCCACACCAGGAGCCCGUCCAGUACCGGGUCUCUGUGCCGGUUCUGCAUAAGCUGCAGAAAAUCCUCAAAGACCUGAUGGUGCAGGGUCUGACGUGGAAGGACGAUCUGACCCAGGCCAUCAUCAGCCGGGAACUGAGCCAGGUUCCAACCGUCGCUCCUAAAAAGGAAAAGAAAUCAUCCAAACAGUCCUCCAGAUUGCUGGGUCCUGGUCCUCAGAGGGAUCAAGAUCCUGAAGGUCCAGCAGACUUUGAGAUGAUGCAGCAGUACCUGGACUAUAUGGUCCUGGACCCGUCUCGGUCCUCAGUGCACAUGCAGACGCCCCUACCAUACACCUACCACAAGCAGUUCGGCUACCAGGACGAGGAGGAACGCUCCCUCAACACCCUGGAUGAUAAUCCAACCUUCCACAAGGGGAACUCUUUGGACCGGGACCGACAGCUCCUCCAGGACCUGAUGUCCUUCUACCUCAGCCCCUCAACUUCAUCCUCCUCUUCCUUACAGUCUCUGCCCCGUCAUAGGGGGGCGGUAGCCGCAAGCCUACCCUCCUCUGUGUUUCCUGAGCUGGACUUCCCUCUGGACUACAGCGAGGACUACGUCUCCCAGGUUUCCGAGCUGAGAAAGCAGCCGGAGCCAGAGACAGAGAAGCAGCAGCAGCAGCAGCAGGAAUAUGACAUCCUGUCAGGACUGGAUGGGCGCUCUCUGCAGAAACUGGCUCUUUUGCUCGACCACUACGGCCUGAAUGUGAAGGAUCUGUCUCCUGAGCCGAAGGACUACCUGCCGGCGGCUCUGAAGCAGCCGCAGCUCGAUGCUUCCUACAUUCCCAAAAAGAGCAAAGAUACAUACGGAGAUAACGCAGCAGCAAAGAAGAAGCUCACGGAGGCUUUAAUGGCAUAUAAGACGGUUUUCCAGAAGGCUCCUCCCCUCGCCACCAAUGCAGGUGGAGAACAGAAGGAGGCACCUCCACCUGAGGCAGCGAAUCAGGAUAGAGGAGGAACAAAGGAGUUUGGAUUUAUCAUCACCAAUCAGAGCCCCCUCAGUCUGAACGACGGGGUGCGACUGCUGCAGCUGCUGUCAGAAAGAAUCGGCCUCUCCGCCACCGCCAUCAUCAACAUCAGCGUGGUCGGACCGGCCGUCACCUUCAGAAUCAGACCCAACUCCAAGAACCUGACGGCUGCAGAUGCUGCAGAUAAAGCAGUUGCAGAGAAGAACUUCCUGGAGUCGGAGACGGGCUUAAAGGUUCUUCAGAGCGGCGCUGAACAGACAAAUGAGGGGAAGUCGUUGCCCCUGGCAACCAGAGUGCAGCCCAACUCCCGCUGGGUGUUUGCCACGCUGGUGUCCAUGGCCUGCAUCGGUGGCAUCCUGGUGGCGGCCAUGACCAUCGCCUGCCUGCGUCACCACGCCCAUCGACUGGCAGCAAAGAAGCUGGGCCUGGGACCGGAGGGGGGCAGUUUCACCCACCAGGAGUACCAGGACCUGUGUCGCCAGCACAUGGCCUCUAAAGGUGCCUUCGGACGGCUGGAAGCCGCUGCCCUGGGCGCGGUUGGAGGGAGUGGCGGAGCGGCUGGAAGUGGAGGAGGCGCAGCAGGUGGAGUCGGGGCGGGAGGAACAGGAGGCGAAGGGACAGACUCCAGGGUGAGCAGCGUGUCGUCCCAGUUCAGCGACGGAGCCCAGCCCAGUCCCAGCUCCCACAGCAGCACACCGUCCUGGUGCGAGGAGCCGGCGCAGGCCAACAUGGACAUCUCAACUGGUCACAUGAUUCUGGCUUACAUGGAGGACCACCUGCGGAACAAGGACCGUCUGAUGAAAGAGUGGGAGGCUCUGUGUUCCUACCAGGCAGAACCCAGCUCUGUAUCCGUGGCUCAGAGCGACAACAAUGGCAAGAAGAACCGCUGCCCCGACUCGGUGCCCUAUGACCACUCGAGGGUGAAGCUGAAAGCAGACGGCAACCCUUCGCGCUCCGACUACAUCAAUGCCAGCACCAUUAUUGAACAUGACCCCAGGAUGCCGGCCUACAUCGCCACUCAGGGGCCCCUGUCCCACACCAUCUCUGACUUCUGGCAGAUGGUUUGGGAGAACGGCUGCACCGUGAUCGUCAUGAUGACGGCUCUGGUGGAAGAUGGAGAGAAACAGUGUGACCGUUACUGGCCCGAUGAAGGCUCCUCUCUCUACCACAUCUACGAGGUGAACUUGGUGUCAGAGCAUAUCUGGUGUAACGACUUCCUGGUGCGCAGUUUCUACCUGAAGAACGUGCAGACCCAGGAGACCCGCACGCUCACGCAGUUCCACUUCCUCAGCUGGCCGGCGCAGGGAAUCCCCACCUCCACACGGCCCCUGCUGGACUUCCGCAGGAAGGUGAAUAAAUGUUACCGAGGACGGUCCUGCCCCAUCAUCGUGCACUGCAGUGAUGGUACUGGCCGGACUGGAACUUACAUCCUGAUUGACAUGGUUCUGAACCGCAUGGCUAAAGGGGUGAAAGAGAUAGACAUCGCCGCCACACUGGAACACGUCAGAGACCAGCGGGCGGGGAUGGUUCGCACCAAGGACCAGUUUGAGUUCGCACUGACUGCGGUGGCAGAGGAGGUCAACGCCAUCCUCAAAGCUCUGCCCCAGUGAAACCAGGAUAAUCUGGACCGGUCUCCUCACAUUUAUAGGGAUUGAGUGAAUGCACCACAAGAUUUAUCCAUUUAAAAACACCUGGUUUUAUGUCCUGUAGCUGCAACUGUGCUUCAUUUUGGACGGAGUUUAUCUGCUUCUUGUUACAUCUUCCUGCUCGUGAUUUUCUCCUGUAAGGAGGCUUUGUGCCAUUUAACUCAUUUUCUGUCUCUGGGUAUGUAGUAGUUUACCUCAAAGCAAGAUAAAAUAUAAAAAAAAAUAAUUUAAAAAAGAUAUUUUGUAUAUGUGAGACGUACAAUAAAUCUUUGUGUUUAAGUGUUGCAA